GUCUCCAUUAUCAACUGUCACGUUCGUCAUUGUUGUUCACUUGUCGAUCGAAAAGCCGUUGAAAUUAUUUUUUGUGCAAUGAAAAAAUCAUCCAAGAGAUCUGCGUUAUCGGCCGCAAAACAGAUUGCACCGAAAAAGGCUAAUCGGAUUGUGCGGAAUGAAGCAAAAUCAAGAAAUCUCGAUUUUUUGCUUGAUCCUGCUCAGGUGAAAGACACCGUGAUCGGAUCUCCGAAGAAAACACCUGUGAACUUACCAAUCCCACAGCAGCGAUGCUCCGAACGACCCCCUGGAAAUUUAAUUCUAAAGCUGGUCGAUAUCAAGGAAAACGUCAAGAAAUCUGCAACACCAAGAGAACAUCCUGUAAAACAGUGUGCAAUCCGUAAAACAGUGUGCAAUACGCUCGGAAAACAGACAACUCUCACAUCAGUUCUUCCUCAUCAAUCUUCGAAACGACCAGUGGCAAAAUCAAGUUGCAGUCUAUCCGAUUCGGCCUGGCCGGUACAAAACAAUAGCCAUCAACAAGACAACGAGGUACUGUCUGAAAAAAAAGCUGUGCCUGCAAAACGAAGUGCAAUCCGAGCUCCAUUAAUUGAUUUGGAAACCAAUGGAUCGUUGGAGGACAUUAAAACGAACCUUAUGCGAGACUGGCUAUCGGACGCAGAAAGUGAUACUGCUGACUUGGAAGUAAAUACGCAAAUCGCGGCCGAACUGGAGAAUGACGAAUCUGGAUCUGAUUACAGAUUGCCCUGCGAAAAACAAAACCGUUCUGUGGUGUCAAAUGCCGGUUCGGAUGCAGAAGGGAAUGAGUUGGUCGUUGUUCAAGGACCCCCUGCCAUUAUAAAUACGUAUACGCGCGUCAUCUCAGCAAAUACAUUAAGUCAGCCUCGAUCUCCACUAGUCGAGUCCAAUUCUGGUGCGGGUAUAAUUUGUGUUUGCGGGCAGCAGCCGAAGAUCGACAAACUUAUUCAACAGAACAAUUUGUUGGUUUCGCAAAAUAAGAAACUAAACAAGCAAAAUCAGCAGAACACAGCCCGGUGUUUGACACUAACGGAUGCUCUGCAUGCAAAACUACUGGGAAACCCUCACGAUGUAACCUUCACAGAGGUAGAAGAGUUUCGAAAGGAAAAACUAAAAAAGUUCUCGGAAACUGCGGGAACCAGGGACUACAUCUUUGUUAAGUUACUGAUGUUGGAACUUUUCCCUGAAGGUCUAAAAAAUGUGAGUCUCACCGGUCGCACAUCGAACAAUCCCAAUGGUCGCAAAGGAGGAGAACGCUCGCACAAGGAGGAAUCUGGUGAGAAAGUUCGGCUGGAUCCAGACAAAGUGAAGUAUAUUGAAGGUAAAAUUUUGAAUUACUCAACCAGGCCGUGAAGUUUAAUUAGUUUUUCCUUUUCAGCACGUUUCGUUGAGCAUCGUUGCUAUCAAGGAGAUUUGCCAGCUAUCGCAGGAAUCAAAGUUAAGGAAUGUCGUGAGCUAAUGGGACGUGUUAUUAUUUAUUAUGGCAAAAAAUAAUGCUUUGCUUUUGCUUGUUAGCUUUGAUUUUGAAUUUCAAAGAAAUUUUCAGUUUUAAUUAUAACUGCUUACCAGUGGUAUUAUUACCUAUUGUUACCUACUCAUACGUAGUGGUUCGUUAACAUUUGUUUUUUACCGUCUUGAGACAUGUAAACAUUCCGGUCUGAUGAAAUAAACAUUCACAAUAUGAUAGAAAA
Messenger RNA from Armigeres subalbatus, 1709 nucleotides. RefSeq lists its product as uncharacterized. The record is from RefSeq and is a predicted model, not a curated record. Lineage: Eukaryota; Metazoa; Arthropoda; Insecta; Diptera; Culicidae. Gene Ontology annotation, molecular function: DNA binding.